Messenger RNA from Trypanosoma theileri, 2370 nucleotides. Its product is annotated as putative serine/threonine protein kinase. The record is from RefSeq and is a predicted model, not a curated record. Gene Ontology annotation, cellular component: nucleus. Gene Ontology annotation, molecular function: protein serine/threonine kinase activity; transcription coactivator activity; ATP binding. Lineage: Eukaryota; Euglenozoa; Kinetoplastea; Trypanosomatida; Trypanosomatidae. Gene Ontology annotation, biological process: peptidyl-threonine phosphorylation; positive regulation of DNA-templated transcription; peptidyl-serine phosphorylation. The transcript has a single exon. The coding region runs from base 1 to 2370 and encodes 789 amino acids.
AUGCCGAGUACACAUGCCGUAUCUCAGAAUUCCCCUCCACCACCGCCACCACCAUCAUCAACACCACCAACACAACAACAAUUACAAUUACAAUCUUCUUUAAAGUUGGCUGUUGUGAAUAAUGAGAGUGAGCCGUGUAGUUCAUCGCAGGCAAUUAUGGAGUCUUCUCGUUCUGCUGAUAGUAAUUCGUUGCUUCGACCAUGUGUAGCUCUCUCGGAAAAAAUUGUACGUCUUUAUAAACUGAUUAACAAGAAAUAUAGUGAGGAGCGCCGGUGUCGAGAAUCUGGACAGAAGUAUAAUGAUGGGUUUGAUGAUAGAAAUGGCCAUUAUAUUGCCUUUACAGGUGAGGUAAUUAAUGAGCGAUAUACAGUGCUCGGUAUACUUGGUCGUGGAAGUUUCGGUACUGUUCUUCAUUGCUUUGAUGAAAAGCAUCAGGAACAAGUGGCGGUAAAAGUAAUUCGUCAUGGUGAAUAUUUUUACGAUCAAGGACUUAUGGAGGUUAGUAUUUUGGAGGAGCUUAGUAAAUAUCCUUCUCUUAAUAGACUUGUUGUGAGUCUUAGAAAAGUUUUUUUAUGGAAAGAUCACCUUGUAUUGGUGUUUGAAAUGUUAAGUAUGAAUCUUUUUCAAUUGAUUCACCGUACAAAUUACAAUGGUGUAAGUCUUAAUUUAACUAGAAAAUUUGCAUAUCAAAUGGUGCUUAUAUUAAAACAUUUGGAAGAUCAUGAUCCACCUGUUAUUCACUGUGACGUUAAACCUGAAAAUGUUGUGUUGCGUCAUCCAAAGCGUAGUUCCAUAUCUUUAAUUGAUUUUGGAAGUGCCUGUUAUUCUUGUCCAGCAGCUAAUUUAUAUAAAUACGUUCAAUCGCGGUUCUAUCGCAGUGUAGAAGUUAUUUUAGAGCUUGACUACAACACCGCUAUUGACCGCUGGUCCCUUGCCUGUAUGUUGGUGGAACUCCACACAGGUGUUCCUCUCUUUGCAGGCCGUGAUGAGGUGGAUCAACUUGCCCGCAUUAUCGCCGUUCUCGGCCCACUGCCGGAUGAUAUGAUCGAGCGAAGCCCAAAGAGGAAUUUCUUCUUCUACGAUCUCCGCAGGGACCAACACUAUCAACAACAUCAACAACAACAACAACAACAACAACAACUUUAUUCAUUUUCUCAUCAUGGUGUAGGCGGGGAAGGAUGGAGUUCUAGUGGUAACACCCAUGGACAACGACUGGAUCCAUACGGUAAUGUGAAUACCGCAGGCACAACAGAAAAAACAACAUCGGUAUCACCUAUUAUUGCGGCGGAUGUACUGCAGAGUAUGUCCGUCACUUCUUCCAUCUCUGUAGCCACAGGAACAUCCACAGCAGUAGGAGAAGGUGUUACCACAUCUAUGCCUACAACACUCAUAAAUGUAACGAAUAAUAAUGCUACAACAACAACAACACCAACACCAACAAAGAUGACAACUCCAGCAGAGGGACAAUCAUUACAACGACUGCCCUUGCCGGUAUCAAGUAGUAAAGGGAAUAAUCAUUCGCAUAGUAGUCUUUUCACCGCAUCGGGUACACGUCGACCAUUGACGGCUGUUACAGUCUCCGUAAAUAAAAAAGGAAAGUUAGGCCUCCCAACACAAACACCACCAACAUCAACAACAACAAUAACAUCAACAACAACAGGAAUAGGAAUAGGAGGAACUGCCGCUAUCAAUUCCAUUGGUAGUAGUGGUGUUGGUGGUGUUGUGAUAACGCCUGUGGCAUCGAAAGCAAACAAUCCAUUAACGAGUGUAGGAAAGAAACAGCGACCAAAAACUCAUGUUGGCGCUAAUCCAACCACUGUUGUGGAGCGACACGCACAACUUCCACAGUGGGUGACGGCAUUACUGCCAUUACAUUCUAGCAGUGGGCCAAAGCCGCGAUUAUCCGCUUCUACUAGUCAUAGUCAUUCCCGUGGUGUUAGUGAGGGAGCCCCAUUGUCCUUAUCGAGAUCGGGACGCAAUAGAGCACAGUCGAAAGAGGAACCACAUCAUCAUCAACAACAACAGCAACAACAACCACAACAACAACAACAACAAGAAGAAAAACAGCGAUCGUGCGUUGUCCGUGUGGCUCCAAAGAGUCCAUUUGUUCUCCGUAUACCAGCGAAACCUGAACAGCGUCAGACACUUGAUGAUAUCAUUGGAGUUUAUACAUGUGGUCCACGUGGAUGUCGUCAUGGGGAAGAGGGGCAUGAUGUGGAGAGUUAUGAACACUUUGCAGACUUUGUCCGGCGAUUUCUCGUUUACCAUCCAGGGAAACGUAUGAGUUGCACAGAGGCUUUACAGCAUCCUUUCCUCUUAAAAUUAGAAACAGAGUAUAGGACUACCUAUAUGAGUGGGCAAGCACCGUGA